This is a messenger RNA of Saccostrea cuccullata (small rock oyster), 4583 nucleotides long. RefSeq names its product class A basic helix-loop-helix protein 15-like. The coding region runs from base 505 to 1122 and encodes 205 amino acids. Gene Ontology annotation, cellular component: nucleus. Gene Ontology annotation, molecular function: protein dimerization activity; E-box binding; DNA-binding transcription factor activity, RNA polymerase II-specific. The transcript is spliced from 3 exons. Gene Ontology annotation, biological process: positive regulation of transcription by RNA polymerase II; axon development; sensory organ development. The record is from RefSeq and is a predicted model, not a curated record. Lineage: Eukaryota; Metazoa; Mollusca; Bivalvia; Ostreida; Ostreidae.
ACAGGUGCAAUGUGAACGAAAAGUUAAUCCGUGUGCAGGAACCAGUGACACUGUGUGGAUUAUUUCCUUUUCUUCAGAAAACUGUCAGAUUUUAAUAUUUUCUGCUCGGCGCGUUACGUUAUACCCAGGGGGCCUAACCAGAAUCAAACGAGUACUGAAGAUACAGCCUUACCCAGUCACCCACUCCCUUCACGUUAUAGUAUUCCUAAGCCUGGGCGAGACAACGUCAUAUUUUCAUUGGCUACUUUGGAUCGAUUGAUAAUUACUACAAACUCCUCGUAUUAUGUGUAUGUUAUCAUCAGGAUAUUAAUUCCCUUUACACAGCAGACGACAGCCCUAGAACAAGCAGUUGACAUUAGCAGAGUGAAAGGACUAUUCCAAAAACGGACAACUGUUUCCUCUAGGCAGCCGCAUGAUUUUACCAGGAAACAGAGCUUUGGUGGUGCAUAAAAGGAUUAUCUUCAAAUAAACUGGACAUUAGUUCUACUAUAACACAAGCUAGUGAUGCGAGGCAAACACCACGCCAUGAGUGCCAGGCUUGAAGACGACAUGGUUGAGGACAGCGAGCAGACGACUGCUGAAGGAUUCUGGGAUUUGCCCGGGCUGAGGGCCACAGACUAUCAAAUCAGAAAAAGAGCCCGACGUGAAGGGCCAGCCUCGCCCUCAGAUUCGGGAACCAGCUCUACAACAGACAUGACAGAUGAUGGAGAACAGAGAAAAAUGAAAAGCCCUAAAAAGUCAUCAAAACGUCGAAAGGCGUCCAACGCUCGAGAACGAAACCUACGUCGCCUCGAAAGCAAUGAACGUGAAAGACAAAGAAUGCACUCCUUGAAUGACGCUUUUGGUGACCUGAGAGAGGUGAUACCCCACAUCAAAUUGGACAGAAAACUCUCCAAGAUUGAAACCUUAACCUUAGCCAAGAACUACAUCAAAGCCUUGACAAAUGUGAUAUGUGAAAUGCGUGGCGAAAAGACUCCUUACAGCUUUGAUAGCUCCUCAAAAACAAAUGUAGAGGAAGAGACUGAAAGCAUUCUGAGUGUGGAAACGGUAGACAGCGUGGAUAUAGAAGACACGAAUGAGAAUUCUUCCUUAUACAACACUGAUGCUCGGAAUUUCUCAUGAAAAGGAUUUCAUCUCCAUAAAUCACUGACAGACGACCGUGCUAAUGUCAAUGUUUUGUAUAAGUUCGUGGAUUUUGGAUUGCUACAAAAUGAGGAUAUUCGACAUUAUCAUUCGGAGCUCAUUAAUGAAUUCCAUCUUGUGUUCGCGGCGUUUAUUCUGUCACGCUAUAUUCCGGGCACGUGGAUCUUCUGCUGUAUUUUUUGUAAAUUAUUUGCUUGAGAAAUGUGGCGUCUAGUUUCCGGAUUCUAAUUCCAUCAACCAAUAGGAAAAUGAAUCCAUUGAUAUUCUAAUAGCAUGCUAGUUUCCAUGGCCAAAACCCCCCAUCAUUUACAACUUCCAUCACGAACCCUGACAUGAAGUUAAACUUGAAAUGUGUACAAAAGAGAAUCUCGGAAACACAUAGAGGACAAGAAAUAAUCAUAUGUUGUUCUUUAAUUUCUGGACAGCGCAACUGAAAUACUCAAUACUAUAAUGGAACCAGCUGCAAAUACUUCUACCUAAGGGCAUGUCAAAAAGUAAUUUAUAAAUAUCUUCACGUGUAUUAAAUGAAGUUCUGUAUUAAGUCCUGUAUUAAGAUAGUUUAUUGUUAUGACACGCUUGUACAAAUUUGUAUGUAUUUAAACGUGUAAAUAUCUUCUAAUCUGGGGACAUGUGGGUCACGACUCUGCCAAGGUACACUCUCACGAUAAUAAGAGGGGUCCCUAUCACCUGUUUUAUCCUUUCUGCUUCACACGCGUGGCUAAGUCCUGGUGCUACUCGAUACAUCUUAUGCCACAUUUUACCGUUUGCCAUCAGGGUUUUUUCACCUUAUUUUUUGGUCAAAUACAUCUUAUUCCAAAUAAACCUAAAAGAGGGUCAAUUGCUCUUAAAGAACGCAACAGUAACUUCUUCAUUAUGCUACUUUUUUGCUUCAUUUUUAAUUCAGAUUCUAAAUUUCUGUUUUUAAAAAGAUAAAAACUUUUUGCUUUAUGGUAGACAUAGGCCAUUUUCUAUUUCUUUUAGAACCGAAUUCUUUGGGUUUUAACAUACUUGCGUUAUAUCCUGAUUAUAAGAUCAUCACAUUUUCAUUGAUUUCAGUAGCAUAAUUAAAUGUUAAAGUAAUAAUCACAUUCUUUUCUCAAUAAUGGGGAAUGGCUUGUCGAUAUGUUAUCGAUUCUCAGCAGGGCAUUUUCAUUCAUUUUACGUUAGUGUAGGAAUCAACGUUCCUUCUUGUAAUUAGGGGUAUUGCCCACGUGUUUUCCCAAUCUUAACAACAACUGCCUACAAAGGUAAACCUCCUUUGUGUCUUCUACUGAUAAAAUAUCAGCCUCUGGUGACAAAUAUCACUCUUACUAUCGAUAUUUACAGGUUACCUUCACUGGGUAUUGGCCACUUAAGAUUCUAUUAUCUGGGGGCGUGGGCUUGCUUUCUUAGUUGUUUCUUGGGAUUCAAAUGAAGGCAAAAUUUGCUGCUGCAGUACAACCCUGCCAGAACUAAUUUUUUUAACCCUGUUUGUGAACGGUAAAACAAAAUUAUUCUGUGAAACUUUAUAGGGUCCGUUUGAUUUUGUGUUCUUUUGGUAUAAAUGAACCUUUGGCAUAGACGAUGACAACCCCAUUGCCCUCAUGGCUUCCUUUUUGUUUUCUCACUAAAUAUUGUGGUGAAGGUUCUAAAGAGGUCCAUUAAUUUUGGCAGAUAAUUUAUUUCACUCCUUUUAGAUGAUCUUAUUUUUUAUGAUGUAUGUAAAUACUGGUCAGAUAUAAGAUAUAUAUCUAUAUACAUGUAUGUGUACAUAUUCAUAACAAUACACUCAUAGCCAUAUUUAUUUUUGCUAAAUGUACAAUAUAUAUCUACAUAUAUAAUUAUCAUUGGUAUGUCAUUUGUUGAUACCACCCAUGGUAUAUGUAUUCACCCUUUUAAAUCUCCUUAAAAGGAUCAUUGUUUUGUGCCUUUGUUUUUUUUUUUUUGAAUUAAUUACAUUUACAACCCCAUUCUUUACAUACAUUCUUUAAAAAUAGAAAAUGCAUUAAUGUAGGCAUUAUUUUGUAGUCUUAGAGAGCAAGUUUCCAUUAUUAUUGGAUGGUUUUUCUGUUCUAUGUAGUUUAUAACAAGUUAAGGUAGAAACAGGUUGGCAAAAUUUUGUUAUCACUUUACAGAAACAAAAUCAGCGCGAUUUUUUAAAUUAUCUACAAUUUAAAUUAUUACAAUCUCGUAGAAAAAAUAUUUGUAUGAUGAUUUAAGUGGAGGUAAUUUUGGGGGAUAUACAUAUAUUUGUAUUGUAUUACACGAAUACGUUACACUAGUUAUGGUAAACCAAUUCAAUAAAAUAUAUUCCCCCUCGUUUCACUCCCUGACUGCAAGCAUGUAAUUUAUACCAAACUUUUUUUCUGUAAUCUUUAAGCGAUUCUUUAAGCCCCAUUCCUUUCCUUUGAAGUCUAGAUAUUUUCCUUCGGAAAGUAAUAGAUGAUAAUGAGUAUUUUUUUUUUUUUUUUGCUUAACUCGUUUAAUGUUUGAAAUCAACCAUUGUUUUAUUUCAUAAAAUCGUGCGCCAUUACAAACAUGUGAUCAAAUGAAUAAUAAGACUAAAUAAGAAUGGUAUAUUAUUAUAAAGACAUCAAACGAGUGAUUAAGUGCAAAUGUUAACGUAUUUCAGUCAAGACGGUUGUGAACUAGUUGUUUUAAAUAAUUUUUUUUAUGAAUGAGAGUUCAGCAUUAUCAUGAAUAUCUUUAUUUUUACUACCUGAUCAUUUUGAUAAAACCUAUUUAAUUUUUGUAAGAAAAUUAUUAUGAAAAAAAAAUUGAUAAAAAUUGUUGUUUUUAAAGAAAUGAUCUUAAGAAUUCCAUUCUGAUGAUACAAUGUAAUGUUAUGAAUAGAAAUAGUUUAAACAUGGCAUCUGCAUCUUGGGAUUUUUAUAACGGUCACCUCCAUACUAAUGUCAAAGCAUCAUUGUAGCAACUUCCAGGAAGUGCAAAAGUGCACAUGGGAAAUCAUUCUCUUCAAGGCGCAGGAAAAAUCUACGUCAAGAAGGUGCAUGCAAAAAUACAUUCAGUCUUCACAUACUCUAGUGGAUACAUUCUUACCGAAUGACAUGAUUUAAUGUGCUUCCUCACUCCGGAAUGGUUAUACUGUGUAUUUUAUUUGUUUAUGCAUACAUGCUUUUGCUUUGUACAUGUUCAGCUUGCAUUUCCCUCUUGCAUUAUAUUGUUUUAUGAGAAUUGCAAUAAUGGAGUUUUAAGUUUUGCAGUUUAAUCAACCUUAAAAGCAUGUUCAGCUUUCAACUGGGAAGUGUCUAGGUUUUAAAAUUAAAAAAAAAGUUUUGUCUCAAGUUCUGAACUAUACUCCAUGACAUUGUUGAUUUAUGGGAACAAUAUCAUUUUUUUUGCUCCUAAUAUUUUUUGACUGUAAUAAAUACAUUGUUAUCAUUACGAAAGUCUAUUAUUGUUUUUAACAUUAAAACUUUUAAAAGUAGAUUAUUUAUGAU